AUGGCGUUUUCACCACCUUCUGCAACUACUCGUACCACAACUGCGACGAGCGCCAUCUGCGCCCAUCAGCCCAACUGCGUAUCCGCCAGCCUGGGUCCCAACGGCUGCUUCCAGGCGCGCUACACCGAAGAAGCCUUGCGCGAUAUGCGAGAUGGCCAGGUAGCGCCAGUGAGCGACCGACACUGGCUUCCGCGGCAGUUGGGAGGCAGAGUUUGCCGUCUGGCGGGUGCCGCCGACUGCAAGCAGGGCACCAUGAGUGAGGAUCACCGGCUUCGGUUUUCGGAGCUACAGCCGGACUGGCUGGAACGGCACGCAGAACUCAAGCUGUCCUUAGGCCUGGCGGAAGGCUCUCAGGAGCUUCCCAGCGACUCCGAGGGCCUGCAGCUCAAGCUGGGGCCGCCAGACAUCCUGGACGUGCUUGUCAACCUCACGGGCAUCACCCACGACGGCGAGACCGUCUACUUCAACGCCACGGCCGCGGUGGAACAGGAAGAUGUGGUGGUGACGCUAUUCAAGUACCCGCCCUACCAGCUGACAGAGCUACACCUCUACUUGACAGUGCUGUUUCCAGAUCCGGACUACGCCGCAGACUGGUCCGACAGCACGGCAUCGCUUGUCAACUCCACAGAGGUUUCCUUUCGGCGUUGCGACGAGAGCAGAUUGUUCAGGCACAGGUACCUUGUGUGUCAGGCAGGUAACCAGGGCUGGCGGUCACUGACGGCUAAGAUUGCCCUGGCUCCCUGGGACCCUACUGAAACGUCCGCGUUCUUUGACGUCCGAAGCAGUGCAAGCGGCCAGGAGAAGGGUUUGAGCUUGCGGCGGAGCGUGAAGCUCAGGCUCCAUGAAGUUGCGAGUGUGGGCGCCUGGGCUGUCCCGCCGGAGCAGAAUGCAUGCACCUUCCUGGGCACACCAGCCGACCUGCAUGCCAACACGUCCGAGGAAACCCAAGCCGGGUCCGGCUCGUCCCCGCUCGCUGCGCUCGACUUCGACUCGCCGAGCUUGCAGCAGAUUCGAAGGGCAGCCGCCACAGGAGCAGCGUGCGAGUUCACCAAGCGUGGCUGCCGUAAAGUACAUUCCCACGCCUUCGGCGAGAGCGUCGCCGUCUCAAAGCUCGUGCUCGAUACAGAGGCCACAAGCAUCGUGAUAAAGCUUUUUCGAGAUUAUGAUGCCUUUCGCAGGGCUGGCCUAGACGCUGCUGAUGAUUCUGAUAGAAGUGCCUUCAAAUCUAUGAUCCAGGAAUCGCUUAGGGAAGCCAUUCCAGAUUUGGCGCCGGCACUCUGGCGUGCGUUUCGGUGCAUGCUCCAGGCCAAUGCCAGCCUUGCAGGCUCUUGCAGGCCUUGUGGAGGAUUCCUGAACACGUCGGAGUUCCUUUGCUGUGGGUCAGAAGAACACCUGCGAGGAUUCCUCCAAUUAGAUUUUCUGCCAGGACUCCCGCCUGGAUGGCCGCUUGCAGCUUCCAAGCUGCCAGCAAUCCUCCAUGGCAAGCCGGACGACACCGAUGAUCUCCUCCUGAAGCUGACCUGCACGGCGCUGCUGGCUAAGCCCGGUAGUGGGAGCGAGGAAGCGCAGCCUUUUGAAGAUAACAUGCUGAACGCCGCCAUCAAGGCCGCCAACUUGCAGGCCCUGAACUUGACCCUGAGACACUGCAGAAGAAGCGACAACUUGGCAAAAAAACAAGCCCAGGCGAUCUGGCAGCUCUCCAGCCAGGGUCUGCCCAUGCUUCAGCUCAUGUGGAAGGAGUUCCCACAGCAUUUGAACGCGCUUUUGCAAAACUCCGUGGACGACCGCUGCGAGGUUUGCCUCAUGGCCUGGCACGCUUCAGAACCAGCAGGGGCCUGUGACCGGGCAAGCGGUCUAACGAGCAACGUGAGCUUGAUUCUCGAAGAAGCAAGUGGUGGCGGGGACAUUGACCCGGCGCUCGGGGUGCAGGAGAGUAGGGACUUCGCCCAGUUCUUGGGACAGCUCGUGGAAGCACCGCCAUGCCUUUUGUCUGCCGUGUCGCAUCUGCGAGUGGAGAACAUCCAGUCGAUCGAGUCUGCAAAGGCUGCUUUCAAGCUCCUCACCGUCGCUGCCAAAUCAGUCAGGGACUUGGAGUUGAGAGUUUUUUUCGAAUCCAGACUACGUGGUGGAUACCGUGAUGAAGAUGUCGCUGACUUGGUGGAGUCUGUCCAGCGGUUGGGGCAGCUCCGUUCCCUGGUUCUUGACAGUGUAUCUUUUGAUGACAGCAUGGAAGGCCUUGCCAGAGCGCUGCUGAGAAAGGUGCCGCAUCUCAAUAGCGUGACCCUACGCUCUACAUCAGUGUCUGCACGUGAGCUGGCCGACUCGCUGAAAACCAGCUCGGACUCACGACCGUGCCAGCUGCAGAAGAUAAUACGUGCAGAGGCCCGCUAUGAGGAGGAGGAGGAGGCAAAGGCACUUGUGGAUGGGCUCACCCACUGCAAGGCCCUCAUCUACGUGGAUCUUUGCGGCGAGGCUUCAAGCCUUGGCAACAACGCAUCAGAGGAGAUUCGUCAGGUGGUCAGGGGAAAGCCUUGGAAUGGCCUCAGAGCCUUCCGCAUAAAGUCCGAAAAGGGCAAGUGCAUAGAUAUCAGCAAUCCAGACGCAGCUUCUCCGUCCUAA
This is a messenger RNA of Symbiodinium sp. CCMP2592, 2619 nucleotides long. NCBI's taxonomy places the organism in Eukaryota, Dinophyceae, Suessiales, Symbiodiniaceae. The record is from the annotation of a GenBank genome assembly.